Messenger RNA from Cuscuta campestris, 1170 nucleotides. Lineage: Eukaryota; Viridiplantae; Streptophyta; Magnoliopsida; Solanales; Convolvulaceae. The record is from the annotation of a GenBank genome assembly.
GCGUAACUUCUUUUUCCUCGCUCUAACACCUUCCUCGCUCAACCACAGAUGUAGCUUCUUCUUCCUCGCUCGUCUAUAACCGACCAAGCGCUCUGACUUCUUUUUCUUCUUUUUCAUCAAUGAUCGAUGCACACAGUGAGAGCGGCGGAGACCAGGCGAUUAGGGGAUUCUGGGCUAGGGUUCGAACCCUAGCCCCCCGCUCUAGUAUCCGAGCAUCAAGGACGAAGAAGGAAGCAGGGAAGAAACAGUGGCAGAGGCAAUACCACCAGCUUCCGGUGGUGAUCCACCGCCGAACCAGUGCCAAAUCCGAGGUGUGGCCAAGAAGCUACCAAAACAGAUGUGCACAAUAACCAUUUGGGCUCAUUGAAUGGCACACAACUACUUGAGGAAGGCCAUCCAAUACAUGAGAAGACAAAUGACACUUCACACUUUAAACAAGCAGUAGCAGAUUCAGGUACAAUGGUAAUUAACCCAAAUUCGGCAGUUGAGUAGCAAACUUUCAAAUAACUAAACUAUCGCUUUGGAAUUGGGGGAGGCAAACACAUGUUUUGCAGAUUAUACAAUGAGCAAUACUUCCUUUCUUUUUUUGUGUUUGGUAUCUUGAAUUUGUUUCCCAUGGUCUUAUCUUUCGAUAUGAGUUUCAGGAUCAUGUUUGGCCAAUAAGUGUGGUUAUUGUUGUUCUUAGAGUUCACUUUGGACUUUUUUUUUCCUUUUGAACAGGUCUUCCGGGGAGUGGACUCUUAAUUGUCUCAUUGCUUUCACUUGGACAGAUUGCACACAUUUCAAAUCCUUCUCUAACCCUCUCUCUCCAAACUGGUACAUAAGAUUGCUCUUGCCUGGGAGGAUUUUGGCAUUUAUUUCUUUGGACAGUCUCACUUUGAAGAAGGAUAAUUUGAAAAGUAUUUUCAGAUUACUUGAAACAUGCAAGAGAGGGUGGUGGAUUUCAUUUAUGCUCAAUAUGCUCUGGAUUGCUUUUGCAAACGUUGGAAGGAUAGUUAUGCUUGGGAGACUUGAUCUUGGAUUGAGGUGGAAUUCUGCAUAUUUGGAUUUUUGUUAAUUAUUCAUUAGGAUUGUUGCAUUUUUUCCUCAUUAGUUACAACGUGAGGGAUGAUGAGAUAUACUUUUGAUGCAUUGUACUUCUCUUUUCAUUAAUAAAACAUUUUAUAUUUG